GAAAUAAGGCAGAAAUAAGGCAGUGCUGUGGAAAUUAGGUGUGCAGCAGAGUGAAGUCCCAGUCCUAACCAACUACUCUCAGCCUCCCGGUAGUCGCCAAGCUCGGACGAACCCUACGUUCCUAGCUAGGCGAAGUCAUAUCGCUCGGCCGGCUAACGGGGUUUGCUUCCGGUUGACACCCGGAAGUGAAGCUUAGAAAGUGGGAGUCACAGCUCUCGGUUCUUCCCGCUUCUGUCUCUUUGCUUGUUUUCCCCGAUCCUGCCUGCUUUCGCUGCCCAAUGCAUCCGCGGCGCCCCGAGGGCUUCGACGGGCUGGGCUAUCGGAGCGCCCGAGAGGAGCCCGGAGGCUUCGCGGCCAAGCCGGAUCUAGGCCACUGGGUCACUACCCCGCCUGACAUUCCGGGCAGUCGCAAUCUCCAUUGGGGUGAAAAGACGCCGCAGUUCGCCGCAGGCACACCUUUGGUGGGGGCUGGCCUCAACGAGGACCCAUACCUAGGAGGCGCCGGCACCAACUCCGAGCAAAUAAACCGGUUUGCAGGCUUUGGGAUUGGCUUAGCAAGUUUAUUCACAGAAAAUGUGCUGGCUCAUCCUUGCAUUGUUUUGCGUCGGCAAUGCCAGGUUAAUUAUCAUGCCAAGAAUUAUCACCUUACUCCAUUUACAAUCAUCAACAUUAUGUAUAGCAUCAAUAAAACUCAGGGCCCCAGAGCUCUUUGGAAAGGAAUGGGGAGUACUUUCAUUGUCCAGGGUAUAGCCCUUGGAGCAGAAGGCAUCAUCAGUGAAUUCACACCCUUGCCAAGAGAAAUUUCAUACAAAUGGAAUCCCAGGCAAAUAGGAGGACAUCUGACCCUAAAAGCGUUGACUUGUAUCAUAGCAAUGCCUUUUUAUUCAGCAAGUUUGAUUGAAACCGUGCAAAGUGAAAUCAUUCGUGAUAAUCCUGGAAUUUUGGAUUGCCUGAAAGAGGGCAUAGGCAGAGCAAUGGGCUUUGGAGUUCCCCAUAGCAAGCGACUACUCCCUCUUUUGGCAUUGACCUUUCCAACAGUUCUGCAUGGAGUUCUUCAUUACAUUAUCAGCUCAGCAGUACAGAAACUGGUCCUCUUCUUCCUAAAGAAAGAGAAUUCUUCAAGCUUCCCAGCUGAGAACUCUAAUUCUGUACAAAACAUGUUGGAUGCUUAUUUUCCUGAACUUAUUGCAAGCUUUGCUGCCAGUCUUUGUGCAGAUGUUAUGCUUUAUCCACUGGAGACAGUUUUGCAUCGCCUUCAUAUUCAAGGGACACGCACCAUCAUUGACAAUACAGACCUUGGAUAUGAAGUUCUCCCCAUCAAUACACAGUAUGAAGGGAUGAGAGACUGUAUCAAUAGCAUAAAACGUGAAGAAGGAAUGUUGGGGUUUUACAAAGGGUUUGGGGCUGUAAUUGUACAGUACACGUUGCAUGUAGCUGUAUUACAGCUUACAAAAGUUCUUUACUCUACACUGCUUCAGAACAUUUCUUAAUAACUAGGGGACAUGGCCAUUUAGUUGGCUACAUUUUCAGAAAAUAAGUACAGUAGUGAAAUCUGAAAGAUUAAAUAUCAUAUAUAAUAAUGGUUCCUUCGUAAAUAAAAACAAAGUCAAACAUUUCCUUUACACAGGCUAUGGUAAUAGGAAAUUGAAAUGCGUAAAUCAACACAAGGCUUUUAAAAUAUUGAAAUGUCAACGAAAUAUUAGAAGGCAUUUUAUAAAUCUGUGCAAAGUAUGAUUUUCAGAAUGAUGAUAGAAUAGUAGGUACAAUUCCAUUGGCAAUUUCUGCUGCAUAACUAUUAGAAAUAACCAAUAGCUACAUACAAGUAAAGCUGUGUUCUAUUUAAAGUCGUGUCUCUUCUUAGAGACACCUGCACUGAAGAUUGUUAAUGUGAAAUUAAUUUGGCAGUCUUGGAAUAAACCAAGAAAACUAUGUACUUUUGUCAGUUUUGUUGAAGGACUUUUCACAUAAUUGCUGUAAACAAUAUUGCUAGUAUCAAUAAUACAAAUGUAAAUAGCAUUUUUACACAGUGCACUUGUUUUACAGUGUACUCCUCCCACCCCAUUGUGUUGAUUAAAUAGUAAUCCCCUCCUCCCCAAAAUCAAAACUGAACAUUGUUCCAUUAUUGCCUAAAAGAAAACUGGUUGAAAUUGUUCUACUUAAUUGCUGAGAAGAAUAUUUGUUAUAGUUGGCACUACUAGAAUUGUUUGUACAAUAUUGGAAUGCUGCCUCACCAAAAUAUGAACUCAGAAGAAUAUCAUACAUGGAUGUUAGUUUAGCUUUCAACUCUCCCUAAGACAACAUCAGAAUAUUUUCCAGUGCAAGUUAAUUGAGUUCAGAUGAAGUAAAUACAUUCCAAAUAAUUAUAAAUUAUAUAUAACAAGGAAUUUUUGUUGAUACUGUAACUGUCUCUCAGCACAAUAUCAUAGCUUUUAAUUAAAGCCAUUAUUAAUUUGAAAUACCCCUUUUCAAAUGUGAAACAGGCGGUAAAUACUUUAAGCUGGAAGCACAGUGGUUUAAACUGAACAGUGCUGUUUUAAAGUAAGAACAGAAAUGUUUCAAACUCAAAAUACUUCAAAAGUGUUCAGAAUAACCCACUUUCCACUUGACAGUUGUUUUACGCUAAAAUAGCAUUUUGAAUUCAAACGGAGUUUAAUUGGAAAUUGUUGCACAUCUCUGUUUUCAAAUUUUAGUUUAAAGUAGAAGAGAGGUUGCUUUCAGUAUUGCUGAUAUUUUUUCAAGAAUUUAAUUGAAAUUCAUCAGAGAUAUCUGGCUGAAUUUGAUGAUUCUAUAUUUCCCAACCAUAGCAUAUAUUGUAAUUUUAGCUAUUUAAAUCCUUGCUUAUGUUUUUUUCCUGGAAUAGCUGGGUGCAAGAGCAAAAUUAUUUUACCUAUCAGUAUAAUAUGCAACUCUGGACUGCAGUCCAUAGUAUGUUCCCUUUUAAAAUGACAUAAUUUUUUCAAAAAGCUAAAUACAUUAGAUGUCUAUAUGCUUCUGGGUCCAAGCUUGAUCUAAUCGAAAAUAUAUAAAGAUGUAUUUAACAAUGCAUAAGUCCUUUGGAAAAGUUCCUGUCCCUCCCAGCAAUCAGUGUGUAUAAAAGUCUAGCUGUGUCUACGAAUCUACAAAACAAUAUUUCAGUUCAAAAUUUAUGUACAGAAUUCAAAUUUAUGGGAUACACCUACUAAAUACACUCAUGAAUUAUAAAGCACAUCAAAUUACUUUUGAAAAGAAUUUGAAAUGAAAUUGAAACAAGUUAAUUUUAUUGAUUUGUGUAGUUAUCAAAGAAUUGGUAUGAGAAUUGAAGACGACAGGCAAUUUCUUUUGUAUUCAGAUUGUUUUGCCAAAAUAAAUGUUCCAAACAAAUGAAUUGAGAAGAGGGUAAUAGUAACACAUUUCAGCUUUUCAUUGUAUUUCAUAGAUGUAAUUUUUUUCACAAUGCCUCUGCUAGGUUGAAUGCUAGAGUCCUAAAGGAAUUGUACACUUUGUAAGUUCUAAUAAAUAUAAAAUGUGCUGUGAUGAACUUGUGGAUCCCUCAGUUUACAAAAUACAUUUCUCAGAAUUCUGGAGAAAAUUUAAAUAAAAA
This is a messenger RNA of Ahaetulla prasina, 3580 nucleotides long. RefSeq names its product solute carrier family 25 member 46 (gene SLC25A46). Gene Ontology annotation, biological process: mitochondrial membrane fission; mitochondrial fission; axon development. The transcript is spliced from 8 exons. The record is from RefSeq and is a predicted model, not a curated record. NCBI's taxonomy places the organism in Eukaryota, Metazoa, Chordata, Lepidosauria, Squamata, Colubridae. Gene Ontology annotation, cellular component: mitochondrial outer membrane. The coding region runs from base 279 to 1490 and encodes 403 amino acids.